Caenorhabditis auriculariae is the source of this 1655-nucleotide messenger RNA. The record is from the annotation of a GenBank genome assembly. Lineage: Eukaryota; Metazoa; Nematoda; Chromadorea; Rhabditida; Rhabditidae.
AUGAAAGAAGAGGAGGAAGUGGCCGAGCUGCUGAAGAAAAUUGAUGAUUAUUGCGAAAAAAUUGCGUCCUACGACAAUGAGGCCGCCAUGGUGGGUUACUGUAUUUUCUACACCGGAAAUGGAGAUUAAUAAUGUUUGUUUAUAGUUUGAUUCUUAGCGAAUGAUAACGCGUGCAAAAUUAACAAAGUGUUGUUUGUAUAGUGAUCAGUUUUCAUGUGGGUGGUUUGAUGAUUGAGAGCUCGGAAUCAUGUUUUUGGAUUUUUAAGUGGCCACUUAAGUGUUUGAACUAUAGUAUAGUUAUCACCAGCUUGAGAGAAAAUGUUGAAAUAUGUCUAAAUCUCUUAUUUCCACACACUGUCUCGCUGAAGAAUCUUAUAUUUUUUCUGAACUUUGAAACGCCGGAGGGCUCCCUAGAGGGGCUUUUGUAUUCUCAUUCAGAGAUUACCUUAAAUUCCGCAUGCUAAGCUGUCAAAAAGUGGCUUCUUUAGGGAUUUUAUUUAGUGGCCACUCUAGGGAUACUUUCUUAAAUCCAAUAUGCUAAAUCUUGAAAAAGUGGCCUCUUUAGGGGUUUCAGUUAGUGGCCACUCUAGGGGAGACUACCUUAAAUCUACUAUGCCAAAUCUUGAAAAAGUGGCCUCUUUAGGGGUUUCAGUUAGUGGUAACUCUAGGGGAGCAUGCUCGGGGUCCCUAUACGCCUUUUCAUUGCACAAAUCUCAACAAAAAAAAUUAAAGGACCCUAUAGGCGCCACUUGAGCAGGGUUUAGACUCUAAACCUCGUUUUCUUUAUAGGAUUUUUUUUUUCUCUAACCCGCUAGGGACUACUCUGGCGUUCCUAAGAAUGGAAUACGGUUUUUUGAGCCUCCUUUCUCAGAUUUUUAGGUCUUAAAAAAAUCACAUUGAAUGUUUAAUAUCUCCAAUCGCAACGACCGCAUUUGGAAUGGUUCGAAGUCAGAAUAAAGUGGAUUCAGUUAAGAUGCACCCGACCGAAAACAACUUGCGCGCUUGAAUAUGGAAGGCAUUUUGGAGACACAACGCUUCGAGCCAAUCCAAGUGCGACCAAACUGUUCUAGAUUAGAGAAAUCACUUAAGGGGUUUCUUUGAGAUCCCAGAAUAUAUAGAUUAUAUUUUCUUUGUGAAGUAGCCUUGAAAGAUGAAAUUUUUUUCUGGGAAGUUUUAAUUUUUUUCAAGUAGUCCCUUGAGGGGUUUCUAAAAAUGUUUUAAUUGAAUUUUGAACGUAAAUUUGAAGAUUUUUCUGACUUUUUUUCUAGAUUGUUUUUCAGCUUUUUCGAAAAGUUUAUGAGGUUCAACCAGAAUUUUUUUCUUUCCAAACAUUCAAAAAAAUUCUUCAAACUAGAAAAUAUUUGAAUAAACAAGUCAUAAGCCACCACGAGGACUAUAAAAAAACCAUCUGAUAAAAUUUUGAAACUCGAAAAUUUAUUUUCCAGCGCUCAAACCUCGACAUUCGCCUCAAAAAGCUCAAUGAACAAGUCAAAAAAACAAUCGAACUGGUUUUUUCCAAACAUAUUUUCAAUAAUUAACCUUUUUUUAGAACAAUGAACGCCUUGAAAAAAAUUGGCGAGCACAAAAGGUUUCUUUCUUGAAAAAAAUAAAUAAAUAAAAAUUUUUUUCAGCGUUUCAAUCGACGGCGACAUUGA